This is a messenger RNA of Funneliformis mosseae, 237 nucleotides long. The record is from the annotation of a GenBank genome assembly. Lineage: Eukaryota; Fungi; Glomeromycota; Glomeromycetes; Glomerales; Glomeraceae.
AUGGUGGGAAUAUUCAGUCACGGAUUUGAAGUAUUUACAAGUGAUGUUGGAUUUAAGAUCGUUGACGACUGUAACACAAAUGUAAUUGCAAUGGAACUCAACGUCGUUUCUUUUACUCAAAAACAUAUCUUCUUGCAAAGUGACCUACUUGAUCAUCAACGUGUCGCAUAUUUAUUACCAGGUAGCACGUUUAACUUAUUACCGGGUAACGUGUUUGGAUUAAUACCAGACAGGUAG